AGAGCUGAACAUCUUUCGUUUCAUUUCACACUUGUGUGGGAGACACUCUGGAUUGAUAGCAAGUUGAUGCAAAACUAGGGGAAAAUUUGGGAGAUUUCUGCGGUGAAAUGCGAUGAGGAGCUGCACACUAGUGGUAGCAGUAGGCGGCUAAGCUACAAGGUGUGUGGUGUGGUUAAGCCAGGACACAAGCCAGAGAGAGCAACUACCAUGUCCAUGUCCACCCGCCUCCUACUCUGCUUCUCCUCCCACUCCGCUCGCGCGCUCCGCUCCGAUGCGGCCGCCGCCUCAGCUCCGUUGUCGAUGCGGGCUCCUCUUUUCCGUCUUCCUCUUGCUGGCGAUGCUGCGGUCCGGCGUGGCCUCCACGCUCGCGACGUUCGCCAUGGCCACGGCCGACGAGACGACCAUCGUGUGCGGGCUGCUGCCGUCGGCCUCGUCGCAGGACCUUGUUGACCUCAACUGCACGUCGGCGGGCGGAGACCACCGGCGGCAGGUGUCGUACCCGUCCACGCACCCCUUCUCCGCGGUGGCCGGCGGGGAGGACUUCCUCUGCGCCGUCGGCCCGUCCUCCGCGCGCGCCGACGCCGUCGACAUGCGCUGGUGGGACCUGUCCAAGAACCCGGGGAAGCCCAAGCGGGUGUACCUCGGCCCGCCGCUUCAGGCGCUGGACUCCAGCGGGUACCGCGUCUGCGGGGUGCUCGCCAGCGGGGAGCUCCACUGCUGGCGCUGGCGCGGGAUAGCCAUCCCCGCCGAGCUCCGGUUCGUUGCCGUCGCCGUCGGGAAGGGCUUCGUGUGCGGCAUCGUCGCGGGCCCGCCCCCGACGCCGAUCAGGUGCUUCGCGAACGAGACGGAGAACUUGGAGGCCGUCCGCACCGCGCCGCAGGGAGGUAGCUACGACGUGGUCGCCGCGUCCGGCCGGCGCGCGUGCGCGCUAUCCACGGGCGGGGCUCUCUCGUGCUGGGGCAGUGGCGCGCCGGCGCUGGACGGAGAGAACGCCACCGACGGGUACGCCGCGCUCGCCCUCGGCAAGACCGGCGUCUGCGGGCUGCGCACCAACGGCACCAUCCAGUGCUUCGGCGACGGCGUCGCAUCGCCGCCGGACGACCUCGCCGGGUUGCAGUACAUCGACGUCCAGGCGCAGGGCGACGCAUUCUGCGGCGUCCUCAUGGCGAACUACUCGUUGGUGUGCUGGGGAGGCCAUGAGUUCAACGCCACCAACCGCCUCGUCUUCGACCGCGUCCUGCCGGGCCCCUGCGUCCUCAUGUCCACGUGCAAAUGCGGCGUCUUGCCGGGCUCCGCCAACCUCUGCGCCGGCGGCCGGUGCGUCUGCGUGGACUGCGCUUUCCAGCUCAACGUCCCCAAGGCGGCGGCGCUGCCCCCCGGAAAGGACAGCAGUAGCAGGAGGAGGAGAAAGAUCAUUAUUUGGGUGGCCGUCGGAGCGGCUGCAUUCCUUCUGCUGGUGGUGGCGUUUCAGCUCACGCUCUUCCUAUGGUGUCGCCGUCGGCACCGCCGCAAGGAUGUCGCGGAUGAUCUUGGUGCGCUGCAGUCGCUGAUGCAGCCGCAGCUUGGGUCCAGCAGGAGCAGGGGGCCAGGCAGCGUGGUGGAGCAUUUCACUCUCGACACGCUGCGCGCGGCGACGGAGGGGUUCGACGACCAGCGCCGGAUCGGGUCCGGGAGCUUCGGGUCGGUUUACCGCGGCACGCUCCCCGAUGGGCGCGAGGUGGCGAUCAAGCGCGCGGAGGAGCACGCCACCAAGAAGUCGUCGAGCUCGGCGCGGCCGGCGCGGCGGCGCGACCGCGAGACGGCCUUCAACUCGGAGCUGAUCGCGCUGGCGCGCGCCAACCACAAGAACAUCGUGUGCCUGCUGGGGUGCUGCGCGCAGUCCGGCGAGCGCGUGCUGGUGUACGAGUUCAUGAUCAACGGCACGCUCCACGACCAGCUCCACGACCGCAGCCCCAUGGCGCCGUCGGUGAUGUCGUGGCGCGGCCGCCUCAGCAUCGCGCUCGGCGCCGCGCGCGGCAUCGAGUACAUGCACGUCUACGCCGUGCCGCCGAUCAUCCACCGCGACAUCAAGUUGGCCAACAUACUCCUGGACGACUCGUGGACGGCCAAGAUCGCCGACUUCGGGCUGUCGUCCGUCCUGGAGCCCGCCGGUGACUGCGAGGACAACAACGGCGACAACACGCAGCAGCAGCAACAGCAGCAGCCGCAGAAGACGAUCUACACCGGCGGCACGGUGGGGUACAUGGACCCGGAGUACUACCGGCUGCAGCACCUGACGGACAAGAGCGACGUGUACAGCUUCGGCGUGGUGCUCCUGGAGCUCAUGUCCGGCUGCCGCGUCGUGCAGCGGUACGCCGAGAGCGUGACUCCCAAGAACGUGGUCGAGUUCACCGUGCCGCACAUCCUCGCCGACGACGUGGCGCGCGUGCUCGACCCGCGCCUGCCCGCGCCGACGCCGCACGAGUGCGAGGCGCUCGCCUACGUGGGCUACCUCGCCGCCGACUGCGUCGGCCCCGUCGGCUGCGAGCGGCCGUCCAUGACCGAGGUCGUCGACGCACUGGAGCGCGCGCUCGCCGCCACCUCGACGGCGCCCGUCUCCCGGUCCGUGACCGCCCGCCGCGUGCUGUCCCGCUCCGGCACGGACCAGUUUGACCUCACUGACACCGACUAGCGACGACCGAACCCGAAGGUGCUGAUGCAAUGUCUCGAUCCGCAUUGCGUCAGCGGCCACUCGACUGGAGGCGAGAGGGUCCAAGAAGCCACGCGAUCAAGUCGCCAUUGGAGAGGGGGACACACAAACAAGACAUCGUGCCGAUGGGACCUCCAUCGAGAUCGAAAGCAAGGCCGGCCAGGAUGUGAAUCAGAAAGGCGGAGAAGAAACCAUUGCGGCGGGGAUUCUUCCUCGAUCGUCCUCCUCCUCCAUGGUCAAAUCAACAAGUGUCGACCACUCGAUAACAACUCCACAGCGACGUGCCACCGGUUUUCCGGUCAUCAUGCAGCAGGAAUUGGGGGCGAAAUGAGGUGAAAAGACACCGCACGAUAGAGAGAAAGAACAUUUUUUUUCUUUUUGUUUGUUUUUCUUACGGCGUGCACGCAUUCGUGCUGCAUUUGUUCUCCCUUUUUUGGUCUUUGCUCUUUGGUGGUUUCUUUGGCCAUAAAGAUUCUUUAUUGAUGUGUAAUUGUGUAUAGAUUAUACCAGAUCAUUACAAAGGGUGAUUGAUUUA
This is a messenger RNA of Lolium rigidum, 3224 nucleotides long. Its product is annotated as serine/threonine-protein kinase-like protein CCR4. The record is from RefSeq and is a predicted model, not a curated record. Bases 272 to 2671 code for a protein of 799 amino acids. The transcript has a single exon. Gene Ontology annotation, biological process: protein phosphorylation. NCBI's taxonomy places the organism in Eukaryota, Viridiplantae, Streptophyta, Magnoliopsida, Poales, Poaceae. Gene Ontology annotation, molecular function: protein serine/threonine kinase activity; ATP binding.